UCUCGUGGCCCCCCAGAGUUCACGGUCCUUGCUGUCACUGAACAAGAACAACCAAAUUCCUGCUCACCAGCUCUUGGUCGCCGGGCAAGAAAUGCUAUGUCCCAUACACCACCUCCUAACAGUCCUCACAAGAUGCCUCUUGCUUCUCCAUAUGUUGUUCCAACAAUGCCGAACGCUUCGGUAGACCAUGGUCCUUCUGUUGCUUCACCGAGUGGGAGUUCUCAGCUUGCAUUUUCUACUCCUCCA
Messenger RNA from Linum tenue, 246 nucleotides. Lineage: Eukaryota; Viridiplantae; Streptophyta; Magnoliopsida; Malpighiales; Linaceae. The record is from the annotation of a GenBank genome assembly.